AGCAUUUUGGCUUCUAGACCUAGGCUCGAUCGAUGCAGUGCAACUAAACCCAUUUACCAGCUACUUAUCGCUGAGAGUUUGGCCAGAUCGGCAGAUGGAUUGGCCGGCUCUCGCCUGCUGCACAGCAGUGCUGACCCUUGUGAUCUUUCUGCCGUUGAGCGCGUCGGACGACCGGCUUGUCGCCGGCAUGCCGCUCUCCAUGGGCACCGCUAUUAUCUCUGACGGAGGCGCCUUCGCCCUGGGUUUUUUCAACCCCUCCGCGACCACUACUCCGGGCAGGCUGUACCUGGCCAUAUGGUACAACGGCAUCCCCGAGAUCACCACCGUGUGGGUGGCCAACCGGGAAACACCAGCCACCACCAGUACACCGAUUCUCUCCCUCACCAACACUUCUGAUCUUGUCCUCUCCGACGGCAGCGGUGACAAACGCGUCCUUUGGACGACUAGCGUUGCCGCUGAGCAGAGCUCAUCGCCGUCAACGGCCGUGCUCCUGAACACCGGUAACCUCGUCAUCAGGUCGUCAAAUGGCACCAUGCUAUGGCAGAGCUUCGACCACCACGCGGACACGCUCCUUCCGGGUAUGAAUCUCCGGAUGAAAUACAGCCCGCGGGAGGGCGGGCGGCUUGUAUCCUGGAAGGGCCCCGGCGAUCCCUCGCCGGGGCGGUUCUCCUACGGCAUCGACCCAAACACUUUACUGCAAGUAUUCCUUUGGGAUGGGCCGCGCCCUGCGGCUCGCCUCGGACCGUGGACGGGGUACGUGGUGAAGAGCGAGCGCAGAUACCAAGUGGCAAACUCCAGCACGGACAUCAUCGUAUACAUGGCUGUCGUUGACAACGAUGAUGAGAUAUAUAUUACCUACAGCCUCUCUGACGGCGCCCCAAGCACCAGGUACGUGCUUACAUACUCCGGCGAGUUUCAGCUACAGACCUGGAGCAGCAUUUCAAUGGCGUGGGCGGUCCUGGAGACGUGGCCAUCAUCGGAAUGCGCCCGGUACGGCUACUGCGGCCCGUAUGGCUACUGUGACGAGACGGCAACACCCGCUCCGACAUGCAGAUGCCUGGACGGCUUUGAUCCGGCGAGCACGGUGGAGUGGAGUAGUGGGAGGUUCUCGGCAGGGUGCACGCGGAAGGAGGCGUUGCGUGGGUGUAGAGACGGCUUCUUGGCCAUGCCAGGGAUGAAGUCACCGGACGGGUUCAUGCUCGUCGGCGGGAACAGUAGCACAAUGGAGGACUGCUCAGCUGGGUGCGGACGCAACUGUUCCUGCGUGGCGUACGCCUAUGCCAAUCUGGGCAACGGCAGGUCCAGAGACAUAUCAAGGUGCUUGGUGUGGACUGGGGAGCUGGUUGACAUGGUGAAGAUAGGAGCAGUGCCCGGCACCGAUACUCUCUUUAUCCGGAUGGCAAGUUUGGACGCAGGCGAUGGUAAAAGGAAAAGCAGCAAUGCGGCGAGGAUUGUGCUGCCAGUUGUAGGAAGCAGUGUACUCAUUUGCAUUUUGUUCGCAUGGUCAAAAUUCAAAGGCAAGAACAAUAAAAGGAGAGGGCACAACAUUGCAACAUGGAACUGCAUGACAACCAUAUGUGGACUUGUUGAAGGGAACCUUCACAACGAUCAUGAAUUUCUAUUUGUAAGAUUUGAGGAAGUUUCCCUAGCAACAGACAACUUCUCCGAAACAUGUAUGAUUGGUCAAGGAGGCUUUGGUAAAGUUUACAAGGGAAUGUUACGUGGUAAAGAAGUUGCAGUCAAGAGGCUGAGUAAGGAUUCACAACAAGGAAUAAUGGAGUUCAAGAAUGAAGUAAUACUAAUUGCAAAAUUGCAACACAGGAACCUGGUUCGACUUCUUGGAUGUUGCGGGGAGGGAGAUGAAAAGUUGUUGAUUUAUGAGUAUCUACCUAACAAAAGUUUAGAUGCUACCCUUUUCGACGACACAAGAAAAUUAUUGUUGGAUUGGACAAAAAGGUUUCAUAUAAUUAAAGGGGUUGCAAGGGGACUCAUGUAUCUUCACCAAGAUUCUAGACCAACCAUAAUUCAUAGGGAUCUCAAAGCUGGAAAUGUUCUGCUAGAUGCCGAGAUGAAACCCAAGAUAGCGGAUUUCGGUAUGGCGAGGAUCUUUGGCGAUGACCAACAAAAUGCAAAUACCCAACGUGUUGUUGGAACAUAUGGCUACAUGGCUCCAGAGUAUGCAAUGGAAGGCAUCUUCUCUACUAAGUCCGAUGUCUACAGCUUCGGUGUCUUACUACUCGAGGUUGUAACUGGUUUAAGGAGAAGCUACAGUUGUCAUACCAUGGGCUAUUCUAGCCUUAUAGUGUUCACAUGGAAUAUGUGGAUGGAAGGGAAGACAGAGAAAUUGGCAGACUCAUCUAUCAUGGAAACUUGUUCACCAUCUGAAGUUUUCCUUUGCACCCAUGUGGCACUCUUGUGUGUCCAAGACAACCCAGAUGACAGGCCAUUCAUUUCAUCCAUUGUUUCUAUAUUGGAGAACGGAAGCACUUCACUACCAGAACCCAACCGUCCUGCCUACUUUACACGGCGGAACAUUGCAAUGGAGCAAAUAGUUAGUGAUGAUCAUCAGAACUCCAUGAACAAUUUAACACUUACUGAGAUAGAGGGCCGAUAAAAUAGUUAUGAAGUAGGUUUGAUGUAUGAAUAAAGUAUUUGGUGACAAUCAAACAAAAUGGUCACGCAUCAGCUGUUUGGAAGUCCUUGUCGUCAAACGGUUUGCGGCAGUAGUUUGAUCUAUUUCUCUCUUGUUUUUGAUAGAUCUUAGUACCAUAUGAUCUGUCCAACAUGAUUAUGGUUACAUAUGUAAUUUCUGUCUGGUGAA
Molecule: messenger RNA, 2821 nt
Organism: Lolium perenne
Lineage: Eukaryota; Viridiplantae; Streptophyta; Magnoliopsida; Poales; Poaceae
Product: putative G-type lectin S-receptor-like serine/threonine-protein kinase At1g61610
Biological process (GO): recognition of pollen; protein phosphorylation
Cellular component (GO): plasma membrane
Molecular function (GO): ATP binding; protein serine/threonine kinase activity
Source: RefSeq, a predicted model, not a curated record